AAAAGCUCUUCAAUGAAGACUUUGAUGAUUGUGUAGGCGGUGAAUAUUAUGGUGAAGCACAAACUUGUCUAACAAGGCUCAUUCACAAACUGUCUGUAGAAGAUGAAUAUCUCUUGACAAUGAUGAAACUAAGAAUGGGACUUACUAACCUUGAUCUUGCAGAAAGGUUUUGUGUUUCAGAAAGCACUGUCAAUGGUAUACUCCUUACAUGGUUUAAUUAUUUGUUCAUUGUCCUUGGUUGUUUAAAGGUGUGGCCUCAUAGAGACAUAAUUCUGAAUAACUUACCUCAGUCCUUUGCAGAGCAGUAUCCUAAUAAUAUCAUAAUCAUAGAUGCUACAGAACUAAAGAUUCAAGUCCCUAGUGYCCUUCAAAAGCAUAGUGAAAGCUAUAGUAACUAUAAAUCACAUACUACAUUCAAGUCUCUGGUUGGAGUUGAUCCACUUGGUGGUGUUUUAUUUCUAUCACAACUUUAUGAGGGGUCAAUCAGUGACAAAGAAAUUGUUAAAAGAUCUGGAUUACUUGAUGUUCUUGAAAAAAAGGUUGAAGCUGGUGAAAUAAAAAAGAAAGAUUCCAUCAUGGCUGACAAGGGGUUUGACAUUAAGGAAGAUUUACAAAAGCUUGGACUAGAGCUGAACAUUCCCCCAUUCUUAAAAGAUAAGGUUGGCUUUCAGGAGGAGGAUGUGAUCAGAACACAAACUAUAGCAAAGCAUCGUAUCCAUGUUGAGAGAGCCAUUGGAAAGAUAAGGAGGUUUAAAAUUUUUAAGUCAGAUAUUCCAGUAGCAAUGUUUGGGACAAUUAACCAAAUAUGGACUAUUGCAAGUUUUCUAUCUAAUUUCCAGAAUCCUGUACUGGCAUUAGAACAAGACUAA
Exaiptasia diaphana is the source of this 869-nucleotide messenger RNA. RefSeq lists its product as uncharacterized. The annotation marks the transcript as partial. The record is from RefSeq and is a predicted model, not a curated record. Lineage: Eukaryota; Metazoa; Cnidaria; Anthozoa; Actiniaria; Aiptasiidae. The transcript has a single exon.